UUGCCCUGGCCAGGGCACAGGACGCUCACAGUACAGGCUGAGGGUCAGAGCCGCCUGAGACUCCCUGCUGAGAUUCUGUGCAAAGAGCCUCGUGCUUUGGGUGCCUGUGAAGCCCCUCACCGAGGUGGUCCUACUCUGCAUCUGAGCGGUCCCACAACAAGAAGUGCGAAGUGCUCACCCCAGAGGGUGUGUGCAGAGGGCCUGGGCUGACCUCAGGGCUCUGGGGGUGCCCCACAGGACUGGCUGCCAGGGGUGGGGUGUCAGUGAUGGCCCCCUGUCGAGCCAGAGCGACCCCCUACAACCUGUCUAGGGGUCCAGGGGCCAGAAGGCCAGGUUCUCCUGGAGGUCCCAUCUUCCUUGGGCCUCAGUUUCCCCUUCUGUGACUCCAUACCCCCGAGGAGGGCCCUGUCAGGGAGGGCAGGGGGCACUGGUUAAUGUCAGGACACAGCUGUCCCAAUCAAGCCAAACCCCUGGAAUGCGCCGAGCUGGCCACACUGAGCAGGCUGGCCUCUGAGACGGAGGGACUGCCGAGAACACAGAGGCUCUGUGGAACCCAGGCCGUGGCCGUGGCAAGGAUACCCCAAGCCACAUAUGUGUGGCAGCCCUAUCCCCUCUGUGGGCCUCAGUUUCCCCUCCGUGCAAUGACGGGAGUGACCAGCUGUUAUUGGAGGCUCCUUCCCUCCCUCUCUGUCCCCAGGGUGGGCCAGGCCUCAGGUCUGCAGGGGUGCUGCAGCUGCUCCUGUGGUCCAGGCCUCGGGGAGUGAGCCAAGUGCUGAGAGAAUGUCUUGCUUGUGCCUGCUCAGCCCAGAGGGACACGUGGCAUCCGCACCUGCUUCCCACUUGGCCACAAUUGUCCUUUGAGAGCAGAGCCAGGGGCUUCUUGGGGACAGGAAGCUGCUCUCAGAAGCCACAAGACUGGUGCGGGGCUGAGCGGCAGGAAGAGGCCGGCUGGCUGCCCUCGCCCAGAGCCUUUGUGAACGGCGGCCUGGGGCAGAGGUAGCUGGAGGUGGCGGUGUCUCUUUGGGCCUCAGGCGUUGGGGCAAGGCCCGCCCGGGUUUUACCUGAGUGUUCGCCUUUAUCCCGGUCUCCACCUGGUGCCGCUGGACUCGUGAGUGUGCCUAGGUCCCGGUCGUAGCAGGCCAUGUCCCGCCUCCCUCCUUCCCUUCCCCUCCCAUCCAAUGCCCCGUGUGCCCCGCCUGGGUGGCUGGCCGUGGCUCUGACCGCUCCAUGUCCUGCAUGGUGGGCACGGGCGCUCCCACCUGUCCACAACUUUGCCGCUGCCCCGCACCUGGCUGUGCGUGCUUACGCCCCGCUCAGCCUGCCUUUGUGUGAGUCAGACCGAGAGGCCCCUGGGAAGGUCCUGCCUGCAGCAAGUAGACCCCAUGUGUGCCCCUAACCCAGGCCCUGCCCUUGUGGGCGCUGCUUGGGAGCAAACACUCAGAACAGCUGCCCGAGCCCCACUCAGCUUGGGGCUUCUGAUUCCCAAAGGUGCUUCUCAGGUGCUCCUCGGGUCAGGGCUCUGCAGGCGGGGAGCACUAGGGGUGGGGUGAGGGCACUGUGGGGCCAGCUGCCUGUGGAUGGGGUCUGGUCACCCAGCGCCUGUCCCCUGCAGGAUCCCUGGCUCUGGGCCACCCGAUGAGGUUUAGGAAGUGGCAGGUCCCCUGUCCCCAGAGAGCCCCGUGGCUCCCAAAGCUUCCUGUGGGCACACCUCUGUAACUGUUUGCAGUGGCCUCUAUUAUGGGGACACGGAGCUCCUCCUUGUUAGAGGUUUUGUGUCCGGAUUAACCACAUGCCCUCCUGCUGGGUGAAUUCUGGAUGACCCUGUAUUCUGGGCAUAUGGCUCACAGGGUCCCCGGGGCUCUCCGGCCAGCCUCCCCUAUACCUUGGCCCCAACCAUCCUGGCCAAAGAGCAUGGAGUCCCCUCGUACCCCUGCGAGGACAGUGCUCUUUGAGCGGGAGAGGACGGGUCUGACCUACCGCGUGCCCUCGCUGCUCCCCGUGCCCCCCGGUCCCACCUUGCUGGCCUUUGUGGAGCAGCGGCUGAGCCCCGAUGAUGCCCACGCCCACCGCCUGGUGCUGAGGAGGGGCACACUGGCCCGGGGCUCUGUGCAGUGGGGUGCCCUGCACAUGCUGGGGACGGCUGCCCUGGCGGAGCACCGGUCCAUGAACCCCUGCCCCGUGCACGACGCUGGAACGGGCACCGUCUUCCUCUUCUUCAUUGCGGUGCUGGGUCACACACCCGAGGCUGUGCAGAUCGCCACGGGCAGGAACGCCGCGCGCCUCUGCUGUGUGACCAGCCAUGACGCAGGCCUCACGUGGGGCAGCGCCCGGGACCUCACCGAGGAGGCCAUCGGCAGUGCCGUGCAGGAUUGGGCCACAUUUGCAGUGGGCCCUGGCCACGGUGUGCAGCUGCCCUCAGGCCGCCUGCUGGUGCCCGCCUAUACCUACCGCGUGGACCGUCGAGAGUGUUUUGGCAAGAUCUGCCGGACCAGCCCCCACUCCUUCGCCUUCUACAGCGAUGACCACGGCCGCACCUGGCGCUGCGGGGGCCUCGUGCCCAACCUGCGCUCAGGCGAGUGUCAGCUGGCGGCGGUGGACGGGGGGCAGGCCGGCAGCUUCCUCUACUGCAACGCCCGGAGCCCCCUGGGCAGCCGCGUGCAGGCGCUCAGCACCGACCAGGGCACCUCCUUCCUGCCCGCAGAGCACGUGGCCACCCUGCCUGAGACCGCCUGGGGCUGCCAGGGCAGCAUCGUGGGCUUCCUAGCCCCCACCCCCAGCAGGCCACAGGAUGACGGAUGGUCAUUGGGCCCCGGGAGCGCCCCCCACCCUCCACGCCUCCAUCCUGGAGUCCGUGAACCCCCCGAAGAGGCUGCUGGAGACCCCCGUGGAGGCCAGGUGCCUGGAGGGCUCUUCAGCCAUCCGCAGCCUCAGGGUGACGGCCCCAGGCCUGGGGUCAUUGGAGAUGUGGGGUCCUGGACCCUGGUGCCCCCACUGCCCUCUGCCACCGCACCCCAGAGCACCACGUGGCUGCUGUACUCCCACCCCGUGGGCCGCAGGGCUCGGCUGCACAUGGGCAUCCGCCUGAGCCGGUCCCCACUGGACCCGAACAGCUGGACGGGGCCCUGGGUGGUCUAUGAGGGCCCCAGCGGCUACUCCGACCUGGCGUCCAUCGGGCCGGCUCCUGGCGGGGACCUGGUCUUUGCCUGCUUGUUUGAGAGCGGGACCAGGACCUCCUAUGAGGAGAUUUCCUUCUGCACAUUCUCCCUACAUGAUGUCCUAGAGAACGUGCCUGCUGGCCCCCAGCCGCCCACCCUUGGGGACAAGCCUCGGGGGCGCUGCUGGCCCUCCUGACAGGCCUCCUGGCUGUGCCCAUGCCCCUUGGGUGCCUGGGGAGGAGGGGUGGAAUAUGCUGGGGUGCCCCAGGAUGGAUGUGGGGGGUC
This is a messenger RNA of Cebus imitator (Panamanian white-faced capuchin), 3440 nucleotides long. RefSeq names its product neuraminidase 4 (gene NEU4). The record is from RefSeq and is a predicted model, not a curated record. The transcript is spliced from 4 exons. Gene Ontology annotation, biological process: oligosaccharide catabolic process; ganglioside catabolic process. The coding region runs from base 1816 to 3351 and encodes 511 amino acids. Lineage: Eukaryota; Metazoa; Chordata; Mammalia; Primates; Cebidae. Gene Ontology annotation, molecular function: exo-alpha-sialidase activity. Gene Ontology annotation, cellular component: lysosome; membrane; cytoplasm.